AUGACCGCCCUGGCCUUUGAUUGGCUGAGACAUAUUCAACAUCUUCUCAAGUCCACCAGACAGCCACUUUUCAAAACAGACAAUGGUGUGAAGACCAAGUUGUCACAAGGCACUCGCCGAAAAGUCAGUCGAUUAGAUGCAAAAUACACAGAAGACGAGCCCAGUAGUGCCAGAUGGGUGACCUCAAAGAAAGGAAUUGACAAAAAAGACCAUGCUAGAUCAAGAAACCGAAAUGGUUACGACCACAGACUGGAAUUCCAGCAGAGGCAUUCACAUGGGGCCAGUGCAAAACGUGUUGAUUUUCUGCCAAACUUCCAACUGCGGGAGGUCAACAACGAUGGAACUUACUUAGACAGUGUUAACAACCCAGUGGAUUCACCUUACACCCUGUGUGGCCUGCAGUCCAAACAAUUGGACAGCCAUCGUGAAAAGUUUAAACAUUUUGCUGGUGGUGACACUGUUGGAAAUACAUUCGAUUUUGUUAAUGGGCAAAGGACGUCUUAUGGCCUUGCUCAGGUGCCCAGUUUAGGUAACUACAAUGACAGUUUGCUAAUGGAUUCUCCAGGGAGUAUGGGUUUUGAGCCAGCCAUUAUGGGUAGAAGAGAAGGUGAUGCUGCCUCCAAAAGAGGAGCUGCUAUGUUCACUGAUGGAAAAUGUAAAUCACGACCUCUGAAGAAAAAUUUAACAGAUCUUCCAGAACAAAGCGAGUCGAGUCGAGAUGAAAGUGUGGUUGCGGCAGUGCCGGCCACAAGAGAGUGUCCUAGUGAUUCCAGUCUAGAUUUCAACUCGCAGUCAUUCUAUCACGAACCCAUCCACUUGAAUCAAACCACCAUCAAAGAACGCAUCAAUGCAACAGAAAAAUAUCCUAAAGGUCGAAAAGUCGCUUCAGGCCCUCCCGUCCCUGUUUAUAAAGGUUUUGCUGAAGUUGACAAGAGAAUGUUUCCAGCAUACUGCAGUACAAGCAAGUCCAGCGUCAAGAGAUCAGGCAAGAAAACGGUGACCAGUAAAGUGAAGUACAAGACGAGUGAAGAACGAGAUGAAACUGAAAAAGUUAAAAAAGUAACCAGAGUAAUAGCCUCUGAAAACAAAUCCUCAAAACAAGGUGCUAAAGAUAUUAUCACCACCUCAUCGUGGCGGGUUGGACAGGAACUGGUGCGUCAGAAGUUGGGACCAGCAAGAACCAAGACACAGCCAAUGAAGAUGGAUUUUAACCACGAAGAGACUGAAGCUAGAGAUUCGCAGAAGCCUGAUGGAGCUGCUAGUGAUCCUCCAGAUAGUGCCGGCACGUUUGGAAUUAAUCCUGCAGAUGCUAAAAAUAUUUCUGAAGAAAGCAGAAAGAUAUUACUUGACUUGCAGCUUGACCACAAGACCGAUGAGUUGAAGAAACCAGAGAGAAAAAGACUUACUGUCAAGAGGAAAGCUCCCAGGCAGACAGAGUGUGACAAAAUGCAGCUGUGCGCAAAGCACCAUUCGAACAAUGACCAGAUAAAGAAGUACAUAGCCAAACAGAGGGCUGAGCGGGUACGACGUCAGCGCGAGGAGAAGCGGGCCCAGCAGGUGGCCAAUCAGAAACGCAAGCAGCAGCUGGACGAACUGAGGAAGAUAUCGAGUACGGCUGUCAAGAAAACGUCCAGACACAGAGUGACCGCGGACGAACCCAGUAAGAAACACAUUGACCACGGGCUGAAGGAAGACCAUGCAAAAACACCAAUGAGUACCAAGUACAUGAAACUUGUGAUUGGUGAGGAAAGUCUCGUACAGAUGGAGCUGGAUGAUGAGAGUUCCACCCUGACGGGGGACACUGAAGAUGACCUGACGCCGGUGCCCACUCCAAGGGAUGAGAACUGGAAGCUUGAUGAAGGACAUAAUAAAGACGAAACAUUUGUGUCUGGUGCAGUGGAUGUGAAGAAGGUGACAGUGCAGGAUGAGCCCAUGAAGAAGGUCAUAGUUCAAGGCAAGAAGCUGGACAUCGAUGUUGACAGUGUAUUGUCUGUGUUCUCCAAGUACAAACAGUUGGUGACGGGAGCCGCCGCCGCCAGACCCGACCAUGUGGCCAGUGUGCCGAGUCGAACUCACGGCACCGCCGACCUCAAGGCUAUUUACGAAGCUUCCGCAUCACUGCGUAGUCGACUGCAGUCUGAACGAGUGCAGAAACCAAUGAUCAUGUCCACUGGUGGUCAGCUGUAUGACAGGAUUACUGGACGGCCAACUGCAGUGAAUGAGUUUGGUGGAUCAUUACCAGGGACUACGGACUGGAAGAUGAAAUACAUGGCCCACGAUCCAGUUGCUGACCUGGUUGGUUCCAGUAUACAGACAGUUCAUCGUGAGCGCAUUGGUCCCAGUCUGACUUCACACCUCGUUACAGAACACAAACACGAAGGUUUGGAAAAGGCAGAAGAGUCAUCAUUGUCGGAAACCUCAACAUUUGAGGAUGUUACAGAGGCUUCUGAAAGUGACUUCGACAACAGCAGGCCUGCCAAGAUGUGCAAACAGCUGAAAGACCGUAAAUUGAUCAACAACAAGCGUCACCAGCCGCCUGUAGCCAUGUACAAGCCGUCUCCGAUCCCUGGCUGUGACAAGCCUACUGCUGACCAUUACAGCGUUCUCAAUGUGUUCAACCGCAAAAUGAAACUACUGGGGAAAGAAAAUAUUCGAAACAAAUCGUCUGAAUCCGAGAGAAGGUCCAUGCUAAGUUCUCCAAUACUUUCUGAUGUUAUUGAGCCUGUGCCAUCAUCGAUAAAAAACUUUUCAUCAAAUACUGCCGAAUCAAACUUGUUACUUUCGGCCAAGGGAAGCAACUUCAUAGCAUCAGGUGCAGCAUCGUACAAUGUUGGCAGUCAUUUGGUACAGGCGGCAGAACCUAGUCGAAUAAACAUGGCUAGUUCGGUUCAACCAGCGUUUCACCUCACGAGCCGGGACAGCAACCUUAUUAGACCAGACAUGCCGCGGUUUGGUGAAAAUAAGUUGUGGUCUAAUGAGCUUAAGGAAAGAGAAAUCUCCCACAGUGAGAGACUUCAAGCAACAGGCAUUAGGAAGGAUAAAGACGACGAUUUAUACCGUCCUGUACUAGAAAGCAUGACAGAUGAUUCAGGGGCACCAUCAGUAGAAAGUGAUGAAGAGAAAAUGCCACAAGUUGCUCGACAAGUGAAAAGUUUCCGAACUGGUCUGGCCACCGAGUCAGAUUCCUCGCUUGCAAGUGAAGAUGAACAUUUCAAACACCAUUUCUGGUACGAGCGAGUUCCGCCAGUUGGUGAAAACUUAGCAGAAGGUGACAGUACGAAAUAUUCUCCUGGUGGUCUGGAGCAGAAGAUGAUGGCAGAGCUGAACAAGCUAGAAAGCAUGGAGGAGUCGCUCCGUCAGCUGUUGGGCAUUGACCGAACGCACGCUGUGUCGCUGGCUCAGCAGGAAACUGUCUCACUCGCUCAGAUACUCAAGUCGAAACAGCAGGCGUAUGAACAUGACAUGCAGCAGCUGAAAAAGAAUGUCCAGAAAGAAACCACUGAAGCUGAAAAAGUUACCUCCAUGCACUCAGUGCCGCAUGGGUCUUCGACAAAUCAGAUUGAACUGAUAAAAAGACGAGCGAUACGCGAGACCGCACGGGCGUGGAAACUGGAUCACCGAACCGAGGACGAGACCGCGAUGGACCGGCUGUCGGGAGAGGACGUGACCAGCUCAGUGAGUUCACGGUUAAAGAAGAGAACGACAUCGCUACCCACCAGUGACAGCAAGAUGUCAGAUGUAUCUAGGAAUUCACAGGUGGCCAGCGUGAAGACGGCCGAUGACUCCAUUAAUGACACGGAUACAGAAUCUUCCAUCAGAACUGUGAGUGACGUGGACGGCCUUGACCCUUCCAAGGCAGAGAGUAUUUCUGAGGAUAUUCAUGGUGAAGACUUUUCUCCAUCAGGUAACGAGGAAUCUUUGACAGAGGAUGAAUCAUUCUGGCAAGUUCUUCCGUCGGAAAGUCAUCGCAAAGAUGUGAAAAAGAGAAAGUCUGAGCAAAGUCUUCCCGCAGAUGAAUUGUCCGUGAAUCAAUCUGUGGGUGACAUUUCCUCGUUGUUUGUUGGCGAGGACAGCUUUAAGAAGUUCACCGCGGAAAUGGUUCGCCAGUUCAUGCACGACGACCUGCUGCGGACUGAGCACCAGGCGGCCGUGCUGCGACUGCGGGAGAAGGCGCUGAAAGAGAAGACCAAGGCUGAACUGGCCUGGAUCAGGCAGCAGAAACAAAACCACAAGAAGAAGGGUCUUGACGAUGCCUAUCCCAAAAUCCUAAAGCAGGAAAAAAUUAUAAAGAAGAUACAGAAGGAACAAGAGGCCGAGAUUCAUAGACUUCAAGAAGCUAACGAACUGGCUAACAAAGAACACCAGCUCAUGUUGAAACAGCAUGAACAGAUGACAAAGAAACACGUUUCCAAACAGGACGUGAAGCUGCAUGGAACGGUUCCCGCCGGUCGUCUGUCUCGGCCUCAAGAAGUCCACACCGAGGAUGAAGUCAGUGCAUUUGACGAGGAUGUUGGAGAAAACUACAUAAAAGAAUGCAAGUCUGACUCGGAAGUGUAUAAUGAUAAGACGUCUGGUCACAAAGUCAGGGGAGACAAACUCAAAAUAGCAAAACAACAAAAACUUAGACUUGAUCAGAAAUACCUGACCGCCCGUGAACACAUUCUCUUCGAUCGACGGAAAAAUGCGGAGGAUCUUUUGGCUUGGAAGAAGAGACUUGACGAGGAAGAACUAAAUAUUAUUGCUCUGGAGCAGAAGGCUGAACACUGGUCUUCAAAAGCUGCUGGUUAUGGCCACACUAAGAAUCAAGAACGACCACCAUCGAGAAGGGCAAGAACCCCCAGAGAAGAGAAGAAAGUUUCAAAGGAUGAAAUCUCAGAGCACAUUGGUGAUUCGUUGUCUAAGCAUGGUUCACCAUCACGGCUGGGCUCGGAGCUGAACAAGUUGGACGUUUUGAAAACAGAUGGGAAGAAGUUGGACUUGGAGUCCCCUGCUACCAGUGUGAGUGACGGAUCAAUUCCAGAGGAGAUAUCUAGCAAGUCUAACGAAAGUGAAGACAUCUCCAUAACAGCAAGUCCGGAGAAGAGAAUGCCGUUAUCUCACGAGGUGACUUCUGUGGCUGCCUCGGUCGAUGGGUAUGAGAACGACACAUUUGAGGGCGACACAUCAACCAACGUGAGCCAUAAGAAGUCGCCUGUCCGCAGGAAGCUGAUGCCGGCAGGAAGUUCACCUUUACCGUCACCAUUCUUCCACAAAGCAGGGUCUGAGAGCGAAUCUGAGGACUCGAUAUCCCACACUGAAACACUGUCUGAUGCCAGUGACUACGAGGUACGAAUCCGACAACUCAGUGAUGAGCUCAUUCGAAGAAAGAAAGAAGUUGAUAUUUUAAAACGUGAGCGCAAGAAGAAACAAAAGGAUAAGAUGAAAGCUCACGAGGAAGCCUUGAAAAAGCAAAUAGAGGCUUACGACAGCUACAUUGGUAAGCUGAAGUCUGAACAGUCUGACCUGGAGCAGGACUUUGUCAAGUCGGUGGUAAAGCCGAUGAUCAAACAGCCGAAGAUCCUUGUCAAGACGAGCCGCGUUCAGCCUGAUGUCUCACCCACCAAGUCGCAGCUCGAUUUAGAGAGUGGCGGGAACUCUUCUGGGUUAGAGGAGACAGACUCGAACCAAACAUCACCGGCACUGUUGGACGUCAGAGAAUUGAAGCUUUUUGCUGGUGUGGAAGAUAACACCCCUGUGAAAUCCUCGUAUCUGAAUCGCAUUUCUGAGGGAAGUGAGUCUGAUAAAUCACCUGCACCUGAAAAGAAACACGUCUCAAAAGAGGAGAAGACAGAGAACAGUGUGAGCGAAAUCAUUGAAGAAGUCUCCCAGACUGACAGUGUGCUGUCUGAACACACUCGGUCACAGUCGGUUCAGCUCAGUCUGCAUCGGCCAGAAGUAACAACUGCCGUGUCACCUGCUCCAGAGAAGGUUCCACAACAUGAUGAUGAGCAUACCGCUGCAAAAUCAAAGAGCCUGGAUGUAGACACUGACGUGUCUGAAGCUGUAGAACAAACAGUGUCCAAGUCGGUCGAACCACCCAGCGAUGCUCCCUUCUUUGAUCUUCGGACCACACCAGGUGAAACUGUGGACAAAGUUAGUGAGAAACCUUCUGUAGCAGAUGCUGUGGAAUCGGACAGUGAAAGCGAAUCUCAGGGCAAGGGCACGUUGUCGAGACUGUCGAGUGAGCGGUCAAUGGGCAGCAACAAUUACAGCGAAAUGUUUGAAGAUGAACUGUUGAGUCUUGAUUCGGAACAGACGCCGCCACCUUCAGCAGCAGCUGUGUCGAAGAAGUCGGCCGGAAAUACAGGUUUACCGACAAAUGAUGAUAUUAGCGAGCAGAUCUCGGCAAGCUUACCGUCUCUUUCUGAAAAGAAAUCUUCCAGCAUUCAGAAACAGGACAUGCUGAGCAAGGACCUGGAUGACCUUCUUGGUGGGCUGCUGGGCCAGGAAGAAGACAGUGUUCUGCUGCUCACGGAUCCCUUGGCAGACUUCGCCAUAGAAGAUCGUGUUCUUGUGUGGGGCCAGAAAUGUGGACGGUUGCUCUUCAAAGGUAAAGUGGACUUCGCUCCAGGGAUUUGGGCUGGAGUGGAGUUGGAUGGUGAGGAAGGAGAUACUGAUGGGUCUAAAGAUGGAGUUCAGUAUUUCUCCUGUAAACCUCAGCAUGGUGUCCUCGUUCCAGGCAGUGAUAUCUCACACCUCUUACAAGGAAACGACGACAAACAUAUCGACAACGUAUCGGUUAAGAGUCUUGAUGAUUCAGUGACUGAUAUUUCUGCUGCCACAGACAGCGACCUUGACAGAGUUAUUGAAGGUGCUGCCAAAAAUGUGGAAUUGUUUGAUUCAACAGUUAAUGACCUUAGUCCUGAAAAACAGAAGACAAAGCAAGACGAAAUAGCAAGAAAGUAUAAUAUUGCUGAAAAUAUUACAAAUGAAUUGACAGAAUCUCUUUUAAAUGAAUGCUUUGAAACGUUUGGUAAAAUUAAUGAAAAAGUGUCUCCUGUUAAAAAGGUCCCUCCACCUACGUUACCCAAGCCAAAAAUGCCCAAGCGGGAGAUUGUUGAGACCGAGACUGUACAAAGCAAGGAACACGAAGUUGAUGCUGUGAAAAGCAAAGAACAUGAAGUUGAUACGGUGCAAAGCAUAGAACCCGAAGUUGAUGCUGUGCAAAGCAUAAAACCCGAAGUUGAUGCUGUGCAAAGCAAGGAAUGUGAAGUUGAUGCUGUGCAAAGCAAGGAACAUAAAGUUGAUAACCUAUCGAACAAGGUGGCUCACAAUUUAAUGGAUGAUGCUAUAGGUCACAUGAUGGAAAUACGGCGGAAACAGAGGACACAGAUUGAUGAUGAGAAGAAAGCCAACAGUUGUUUGUUAGCUCGUACUAUAAACAAUGACCAUCAGUUUCCUCAUGCUGUCAGUUCAGUGCAGGGCAGUGAUGGAAGUGCUUUGUUACCAGUACAAACAAACGAACACUCAUCUAGUAAUGGCGUUCUGGAGACACCAGUCAUAAGACCAGUUUCCCCAGUCCCAGGAGCCUCACCUGAAAACCACCAGUAUGAACAAGUACAGCUGGGGAAGGACUUGGAUGGACUCCUUGGGAUAGAAGACGGAGAGUUUUUCGAUGAUGACCUGGGAUUUGACCACAAGCCUCCGCCACCUUACCCUGGCAGUGAUGAAAAUGACCGGAAGGUGUCCGAGGAAAUAUUUUAUGCUGUUCCCCAUGACAGGGCCGAAAUUGACGAAAUUGUGGCAAGUGCUGUCAGCAUAUUUUGGAAUAGAAGACGUUGUGGUGAAUCGAUGGACCAGGUUGAACCAACUGAUUCUUAUUUCUCUACUGAAGACAGUGGGGACACAUUGGAGUCGAAGAGUCGGCACGUCUACAAACAGCUGUUGUUCAAUUUGACAGGGGAGAUCAUCCAAGACAUUUACAAAGAUGAAAAUGAGGUCGACCCACCAGCUUGGCAAAAGCCGAAGCAGAAACAGCAGAAAUACUACAAAGGCUUGUCUCCACCUACCACAAUUGAUAUUUUACAGCCAGUAGUGCAAAAUGCGGUCAGUGAAAUCCUUGGCACUCACAAGAGGGACAAGACGCUGAACAAGUGGAACAUUCGUAAGAAGAAGGACCACGUGGAUAACAUUUUGGUUCAGGAACUCCGGGAGGAGGAGGCCAACUGGGUGAACUAUGAUGAGGACGAGGUGGCCAUCAAGAUGCAGCUUACCGACACGAUAUUCGAGUCGUUACUUGGUGAAACCGUCACCACCAUCAACGGAAUCUGCAACAAACGACGGCAUUCACAGUCGGCAACAUAAAACACUGAAACAAGUGUCGGCGGCCACCCUUCAUACUUAACAGCUGUGAUUAUUUUGAUGAAAGUUAUUUAUUUAUUUAUUUAUAAUCCUGUAUGUAUUGUUAAUUUAUUUAUUGUUUUAAGAAUAAUCUGAACUCGUAUGUAUUCAGGUGUUCAAUUGCUUUUUUUUUUGCUUUUUUUUUUUAACUAUGAGACAAAGAGGCAACACUAAAAAAAAUUACGUUUUUUUUUUUUUUUUUUUGCAUAAUUUAUUUUACUUAUGGGUCAGUAGUGAAAUAUGGACAGUAUACGUGUUUAUUAAAAGGUAAGAUGUUUUUAUGGGGAUGAUUAAUAAUAGUUAUGUAAUGCCAAAUUUUAUGUCCUUCAUUACAGUAGUACAAGUGGAAAAAAUCAAAUAAUGCUCACAUCAUCAUCCCACCCCAUAAAAAUGUCUUCUUUUCAAAAUGUUAUAUUUAAGUGGGGUUUAUUCUUAGAACUGUCAACAUUAAUGAAUUAAUAUAGGUAAUAUUGCUCACGCUCAUGUGUUUGGCAUUAGAGCUGGGCGGUAUUGAAAUUUCAGUUUUGGUAUUGGUAUUUUUGGGUUGAUUUACCUCGGGAUCGGUACGAUAUUCGGUAUUGAUGCAAUACUGAUACUGAUAUCGUGUGGUAUUUUCAGUAUACUCUGCUUUAAAUGCAUGCCCGAGUUAAGUCUCAGUCGCUAAUUUCAUCUAAAUAGAAUUAAAUUCCAUACAAGGCCAUCAUCUCACUCUUCUUUUCAGCUAUUUUGUGUUCGUCAGAUAUAUUGUUAGUGCUUUACUAAUGGUGUAAAACAUUUUUCAAUACCACAAUUUCUGUAUUUUAUUAUUUGCUUGGUACAGUAAAUCAGUAUUGACAUGAUACCUAUAUAUGGUAUACCGCCAAGUUCUAUUUGGCAUUUUAAGAGGAACAUUAUAAUUUAUUUUUAUCCAAUCCUAAAAUUAAGACAGUUUCUGUGCUGAUGCUUUUUGUAAAAAAAUCUUACACAUUUAACAAAAUGCAGCGUGUGUGUAUGCGUGCGUGUGUACAUGUGCGUGCGUGUGUGUGUGUGUGUGUGUGUGUGUGCAUGUGUAUUUAGCAUUUUGAGACGGAAAUAUUUUGGCAGCAAUGUUUGUUAUGUCACAUAGUGUUGGUAACAAAAAAAUAAAUCUCACUGGUUUUUCAUUUAAGAGUGGAGCACACUUAAGCUGAUACAGAUUAAAUUUUAUUAUUUAGUCUCACGGUAAAUAUGAAGACCUGUGCCCCAUUGUUCAAAGCAUAGUUAACUCUAACCCUGGCUCAGUUUAAUAUUUUUGUUUUAAUCAUUUGUGCACAAAUACAAAAUAAACUUUAAAUUUUAUUAUGUAUUUAUGUGUUUGAUUGUUCUAAAUCAAGUUUCAAUGUCUUCAAUUAUUAUAUUUGUAUUGAUUCAGUCCUUGGUAAUGGACAUUUCUGUUAACAACUGGUUAAGCUAAAUAACGUUUGAACCACUGUCUCCUGAAUUAUGUAUACUCGAAACAAUGUUGUUAUUUAAUAUUUUUUAAUUUGUGAAGUGUGCCAUGAUUAAUAGUGUUAGAAAUAUUUGUAAUUAAGAGGUUUUUAUUUAAAUUUAUUUUUAAGAGAUUGUGCUGACCUAGUUUUCACAAAUUACUGGCAUUAAAGGGCCAUAUCUUCUUUAUUAAUCCAUCAGUUGUUGCACACAAGUACAACUUGGGAUAAUGGUGACCUACUUUUCUAAUUUGUUUAGUACUGCAAUCAGAAGAAAGUAUUUUCCACAUAUCUUCCAUACUAAUUCAUGCAGGACCUUCAGACCGUGCAUGCAAGUACAGCUUGGGAUGACAGUAUGUUAUGUAACAGUCCUAGGUCACGGUGACCUACUUUUCAUGGUUCUGUUAUUACUUUAUCACCCAGACCUACAUUUUGUAAGUGUUGGAAAUAAACACUUGUCCUUUUGUCACGACAAGAGAAAAUGUGCUUGGAGGUUUUCCUACAUUUUUCAAUACAGUUUCAUUUUGAGCAAUCAAAAACAUUGUCCUUGCACAUGAAUUAAACAAGCGAUUUAUUUGGACAAGUCAAAAUAUUGAUGGACAAGUAGAUUUCUAGAUGUACUAAUCUGAUUCACUAGUGAAAAAUGUUGCUUAUUUAUUUUCAUUGUUCCUCGUUCUAGAUAACUGACGUUCACGGAUCUAGAUAACUGACGUUCACGGAUAAAUCACAUUGCUCAAAUUUAUAAUCCUAUUAAUGCAUUCAACAAAUACAUUAAUGUGUGCUUCUCUGUCAAACUCUUGACAGGCUUAACUUGUGUAUAAGGAAUUGGAUGUGGCUAAAACCCCACACAGUGAAAUAACAUAAAAGACUGUCCAUUUGUCGAGUGUGGAGUGUGGUUCGGCGUACGGCAGUGGAUACGUUUUUGCUGACCACAUUAAUGGACACACACACAUAAUGUGUCUGCGUCAACAUCCAUGUCCACACUGCAUAUGCACAAGUGGAGCUACUGCUGCCACCAGUGCUACUUGUGGAUAGCAGCAAGGGAUCUUUUAUAUGCAUUUUUCCUUGGAUGGGAUAUCACAUACAUGUACAACUAUCUUUGAUGUCCCAGUCCCUCGUUUAAGUGGAUGAGAUUAAUGUCCCAGUCAUUGGUCCCUGGUGGAUGGGAUAGCACAUCCAUGUACACAUUGAUGUCCCAGUUAUUUUUUUGUUUUUACUAUUAACUUGCACAUUGUUUACAAGUUUUUGCUUAAAAUAUUAAAUAUUCAAUGUGUUUCUGAUUGUCGCAAUGUUUGUACUAGCUCAAAAUGCAUUUUAUGUAACACAGGAAAAAUACAUGCUUUAAAACAAUCGUCUGUGGCUUUAAUGGUUUUAUUUAUCCCAAAUAGUUUUUUUUACAUAAAAACGAAAAUCUGGAACAAAUGCCAGACUACAUUUUAGGGUUUUAUUCUUAAAGUUUAAAAAAUGUGUGUUCAGUGAAAUUGGAGUUGCUAUAAAAUGAAAGCGAGUAUGGUAGCCAUUUUAGUGUUUGUUAGCAGCGACAUGGGUGUUGAUAAUGAAGGUGUUUUUAAUCACCAGUCAGUAAUCGUGUAGAUUGAAGACCAGAGUUGCACCUUGAGACUGCUAUAGCAUAUGAUACUGCUACCAAGUGUUUAAACAUUUGAACACCUGGCUUGACCUGCUGGGCCCAAUUUCACAAAACAUCGUAAGCCUAGUUUUGUAUGUAAACGUAAAUCUACGACUAAACCACAGUAACUCGGGCCUCGACCGUAACGUUUUUUAAUGAUAGCCUCCUGGGCUACCAGGUUAUGAAAUCUGGAAGCCCUCAGUAAAAAUGGGUAGCCCCAUAAUUUUAAUAAAUUUAAAAAAAGAGAGAGAAAAGCAAAAUCAUUUAUUUUUAUUUAAAUACAGACACGCACAUACAGACACAUGCACACACAUACAUACAGAGACACACUCACAAAGACACAAGUGUCUUAUUGAUUGUGGGGUAACUGGAUGUGCAAAAAAGAGAGUUAGUAGCCUGGCAAACUACCAGGUUUAGAUAUUUGGUAGCCCGAGGGGGAAAUGAGUAGCAAAAAUACACCGGUCUACCGCUAAGGUCAAGCCCUGCAGUUCUUACUAUUAAAAGUACAAGAAAUAUAGUUUGAAGUACACAUAUUUAAUUUUCUUUUGUCCUUACAGGACUCCAUCUUCCGUAAUGAUGUCAUUUUCUGUGUAAAAUAGAUGCCAAACAUAUGUAAAUUUAUGUGUGCCUGAUAUAACUGCUAAUUGCAGAUGUAAAUGUGUUUUGAGAAAUUGGCCUCAGAUCUUUAAUCAGUAUAUGUUUGAAUAUCGGAUGACAAUUAUUCAUUUACUAGCUUGAUUUGACACACAUUUAUAGCAAUCAUAUUUGUGUGAAUAUAAUACGUAGUCUUUUUAGAUUUGACAGUACCUAACAAUACAUCCAUCAUUUUUGUCCAGAACUACUGUGUACAUUUGGCAGCAUGUUAACUUUUGUUAAUGUAUAUUCUGUGAUUAUUUAUUUUUAACUCAUGACAUUAUUCCAUCCAUUUUACUUUUUUACUUUUAUUGACCAGCAUGUAAUAUUGUAUCCAUUUUGAAAAUCUCAUCAAAAUGUGUUGAUUAGUUUAUUCUUGCUAUAGUUUAAAAUGGCUCCUGUUCGACAGAAUGGCAUUAUCCAUCACGAUGUCCAGUUGUGUACAUGUAAUCAACAUUUAUUUAAAGUCAGUUUAAAAUUCAUAAUAUAAAUUCAUAUAUUAUCAGGUUUGCAUUUGUGUUGGAAUUUGUAGGGUUUUAAAAAUGUAUUUAAAUUUCUCAAAACUGCAUUAAUGGAUGUUUUUGUUUCAUAUUUUUGUAACACCAGGACAAGGUCCAUGUAAUUUGGAACUUUGUUAUAAUGUUUAGUUAGUUUUUACAGUUGCCUUUAACCCUUGGAAUCAUUUAAUAGAUGGCUUUGUUAUAAUGUUUAGUUAGUUUUUACAGUUGCCUUUAACCCUUGGAAUCAUUUAAUAGAUGGCUUUCAUAUACAUGCAUUUGGUAUCAUUGCUCAAUGUAAGGUCAUUUGGAACUUUGUUAUAAUGUUUAGUUAGUUUUUACAGUUGCCUUUAACCCUUGGAAUCAUUUAAUAGAUGGCUUUCAUAUACAUGCAUUUGGUAUCAUUGCUCAAUGUAAGGUCAUUUGGAACUUUGUUUAAAUUUCUGGAAUCCAUCAUGUGUCCACCUGUAUUUGCACCUUUUAUAGAUGGUUUCCAUUUUCACUCAAGGGCAAGAUAGAAGGGUGGUAACAAACGAAAAGGAACCUUGUUGUUUGAAACUGGUUUAAGAUACUGGGCAAAAACAUGACUAGAUAACCUAAAACUGUGGUAGUCUGCGACAUCACUACAAUGCAUGCCAGUGAUGUCAUAGCCUACAAUGGUUUUAUGGUAUCAUAGAUAGCUUUGAAAAUCUUGGUCCUGGCCUUUAAAUAAUACUAGUAUGCGUCAGAUUAGUUGAUUCAUUGUUAAUGCAGUAUCCAACAACAGUUUGUAGUUUUUAGUUGUUGAAUAUUAUAUAUUCACAUUGCUUUUAUUACAACCUACAGGUAUUUGCUUUUUAGAAAUUUUAUUUAACCAAACCUUUUUCAUAGGAACAUGGACUCCCAAUUUUGAGGCAGAUGUUUGCCAGAAUUAAAAUGAAAAUGCUGAAUCAGGUCAACAUUUAUUCCUAUUUGCAUAUCUACCAAACAGCUAUAGCCUAUAGGGUUCAAAAAGAAUAUCUAUACAGUUUUACAUGGAUGAUUACAGCUAACAUUGGGAGUAGAAUGAUGGAAUUACACUGAAAUAUUUUCAUGUCAGCUCAUUUUGGCAGAAUGACUCCAUAAUGUUUGCCCUGAUCUUCCGUCUCACAUGCUUAUGACUUAUUUUCUGUAUUAAUUAGCCAGUAGUCUGUGUUAAUAUUGCACUUGGUCAUAAUGUUUGCAGUGUAAAACAUACUUGAUAAUAUUAAAACCCUUCUAGAAAAUGUCCGACAUCUUUGUACAUUAGAGGUUUAAAGUUGAAACACUCCAAUUUAUGAAGAUGGUACAUAUGUUACCAUGUGUGAACAAUUAUGUUACAUAUAGUUAUUUCACCACAAUAAAACAUUAUAGUUGCAUUUCAUUUGUAGUACUACAAAUGUACAAGUUAAAUUUGUUUAAUAUAUUGAAUUAAAUUUUCAACAUUUAAAAAAUAAUAAAAAAUCUUUAGUAGUAAUGUUAGGUAUAAUGUAAUAUGUACACAAUAUGAAGAGGAAAUUAAAAAAAAAAAAAAAAUUCUAUCAAUAUGAAGAAAAACAAGACCUAGUAGGCAUGUGAUAAAUGUAGUCUAGUCAUGUGGUGAAAUAAAUAGAUAUUUGUAACCAAUUCGAGUACAGCUUUUAUUCCAGAAGAAUAUUCCAUUGUUAAAUAGUGCCUUUGUAUUUGAUUGCCUACCUGUAUAUUGCAGUUUGUGUAUAAUAAAUCUUCAUCUUAGCUACAAACAUUAAUCGUUGUAGUCCUCCCGAUCAGGGUGUAUUGUUAUAUUAGGAUUAUUUCAACUUUAUAUUUGUAAAAUAUUUUAUUUUUAUAAAUAUGUAUAAACUGUAAAUUAGUCUUAUAGACAAUGAAUAUUAUGUACUUCCAGAUAAUUCAUGAUUGAAAAUAAAUAUGAAAUAUCAUAAAAGUG
Molecule: messenger RNA, 14505 nt
Organism: Gigantopelta aegis
Lineage: Eukaryota; Metazoa; Mollusca; Gastropoda; Neomphalida; Peltospiridae
Product: centrosome-associated protein 350-like
Exons: 36
Coding region: 1-8343 (2780 amino acids)
Biological process (GO): microtubule anchoring
Cellular component (GO): centrosome
Molecular function (GO): microtubule binding
Source: RefSeq, a predicted model, not a curated record